GGAAUGGGCGGCGUUUCUGGUCGAGACCCUUCUUCAGACUCCUGUCCUGACCCUGGUCGCCCACCCUGGUGCAAGUUAACGUUGCGAUCAACUUAUUUAAAGUUAUCGGAUUGCCUCUAAGUGUUUUGCAAGUGGGGGUUUCGCCGGCGUGGAGCAGACUCACCAACUCCUCGUGCAUCACUCAACACCCAUUUCUGCAACUUCAGGUGAGGGAACAUGGCUGUUACCAACAGUAUGAUAGCAAAUAAGUCGACAGUGUUAAAUUGGACAGGAGCAACCUGCAAUUCCAGAGCCACUGAUCGAGGGAAAGCAGAUGGUGACACGUUUGUCAUCGUUGUCGAGGACCCUCUGAGGGCUGACCCUGAUCGUAUCGUUCAUCGACGUCCGGACACCGCCCCGAAGACGCUGAUCGGCACGGAGGCGAAGUGCCCUCUGAAGCCAAGCAACAGCUGUGUGGCAAAGCCCAGCCCCAGAACCAUGUUGAGCCACAAACUCAGCAUCAAUGGCCCUCUGCUAGAGCUGUCCGGCAUCUUGGACGUGCCUAAACCACCAAGGAACUCUUCCAGGCAAAGCUGCGCUCCCGGUAAACCUGGCAUCAUCACUCGCAACCCAAGCAUCAAGGAGAAGAUUUCGGAAUGGGAGGGGAAGAAGGAAGUGGCGCUGCCGACAGACAAAGAGAAACCGGUGAAUAAAGAAACCAAGGAAGUCGAUGGCAAGUCGGGCCCGGUGAAUUUGGUUGAGGGGAUGACGGUGAAGAAGGGCGAAGGGAAAGCUGGGAGUAUUUGGACUUUGGAAAGCAAGGAGGCGGGGAAAGAGAACGAGUACAAAGUGGGCGAGAGGACUGCGCGGACGUUGGAGACGGAGCGCAGGUUGCUGGAGGACAAGGAGGACAAGGAGAGCGAGAUGGCCAAGUGCGACAGUGCCAUGCAGCAGGCUUGCGAGAAGGCGAAGGACGCGGGCUGCGCAAGGAUGGCGCCGCCGCCAGGCCCGGCUCAGGAGAGGACCACCGUGCUGGGCCACAUCAAGAAGCUGGAGGAGAAGGCAAAGGACGACUCGUCUCCGACCCACCUCCAGCUGCCCGGAGACUAUUACACCACCCAGAGACUGCACCACAAGGCCCUGGCAGCUCAGGGGAGCAGCUCCCCAGCCAAGGAGAAGAAGGAUGGUAGCUGCAGCUCGGAGCUGAAACGCAAGCACAUCCAGUCCAACUCGGACUCGGAGGCCGGCGAGCCCAUCUUCGGGGCGGUGGAGAAGUUGAAGAGCAGCUGGGCCAGCUGCAAGAUCAGGAACGUAGAGGACCUGUACUCAGAGCCGGGUGCUCUAGACCACCAGCUGGUGGUCAACCCCGUGCCCAAGCCCCGGCGCACCUUCGAGUACGGCACGGAGAAGCUGAGCGGCCUGUGUGUGUUGAGGAGGAGCGCUCGGCAACUGCCAGCUCUCCCCGUCAUCCCCCCACCUCUCCCCCUCUCACCCCCACCCACAGGCAGCACUGCCCCCAUCAGCGGCAGGCCACGGCUCAACUCCAGAGAUAACCGUCGGAAAUCGUUUGAAUUUGAGGACGUAAAAGACCUUCAAAGGCUCCAGUCUCUGGAUGUGAGCAGAGGCGGGCAGGUGGACUGGUACGCCCAAUCGAAGCUGGCACUCAACUGUGCUCUAUCAGAAGAAAACAUAUACGAGGACAUCCUAGAUGUCCCCAAGGAGAAUCCUUAUGAAGACAUAGAGUCGGCAGACAGGCACUCGCUGGGGAAACCGUGCCCGACAGCUCAUCCUUCCUCAGGCUGCUCCACUCCUAAACCAGGGUCUCCAUCUGAAACCAGACCCGACACACCUACAAAGCUUCUGUUGAAGACUCCCUCCCUCUUCCGCAACUCCUCGGAGCGGAGGAGUUUCAAGCUGUUGGACAUCCGGAAAAUCAGCAAAGACGGCGUUAGUUCUCCGUCUAAAGCCAGCCCGCCCUCCACGCCGAGCAGUCCCGAGGACACUCUGAGCCUGGCCGGAGAUUCGCAGCAAGUGAAGCGGAGGAAAAAGAUCCCCAAGCUGGUGUUGAAGAUCAACGCCAUCUACGAUGCGAGGAGAGGGAGAAAGAAGCUGAGGAGGAUCACGCAGUCUUCAGAGGCCAGCACUGGAAGAGUUACAGAUGAAAACAGUGAAACGGACAGUGAGACGGAAGAGAAACUCAAGGCUCACAGUCAGCGUCUGGUGUUGGUCAAGUCCUUGCUGAAGCAGAAGAGCCGCUACCGUACCUUAGAGCGUGACCUCAUCGAGUUCCAGGAGUGGCAGCUGUUUGAGUUCUUUGUGGUGGUGGCCCUCCACAUGAGGAAGGGUAGCAGCACGUACCUGCCAGAGGUCACCCAGCAGUUCCCCCUCAAGCUGGAUAAACCAUUCAAGUUUAUGCGGGAAACUGAAGACCAGUUAAAAGUCAUCCCACAGUUCUGCUUCCCCGAUGCCAGGGACUGGGUCCCCGUUUCUGAAUUCCCCAGUGAGACGUUCUCCUUUGUCUUGACCGGCGAGGACGGCAGCCGAAGGUUCGGAUAUUGUCGGCGACUGCUGCCCACUGGGAAGGGGAAACGCCUGCCUGAAGUUUACUGUAUUGUCAGCCGUUUGGGCUGCUUCAACCUCUUCUCCAAGAUCCUGGACGAGGUGGAGAAGCGGAGGGUGAUAUCGCCCGCCCUGGUGCAGCCGUUCAUGAGGAGCAUCAUGGAGGCGCCGUUCCCAGCUCCGGGACGAACCAUCACCGUCAGAAACUUCCUCCCGGGAUCAGGCAACGAGGUGAUCCAGCUGUGUCGACCGCUGGACUCGCGGCUGGAGCACGUGGACUUCCAGUGUCUCUUUUCCUCGCUGACUAUCCGCCAGCUGAUUAAAGUCUUUGCCUCCCUUCUGCUGGAGAGGAGGGUGAUCUUCACAGCGGAUAAACUCAGCACCCUGUCCAAGUGCUGCCACGCUGUGAUGGCACUUCUCUACCCGUUUGCCUGGCAGCACACCUACAUCCCCGUGCUGCCCCCCGCCAUGAUCGACAUCGCCUGCUCCCCCACGCCGUUCCUCAUCGGGCUCCUCUCCAGCUCCCUGCCCAAGCUCAAGGAGCUGCCACUGGAAGAGGUGCUCGUGGUCAACCUCGGGACAAACAAGUUUCUCAGGCAGGUGGAUGAUGAAGAUUCCAUUCUACCACGCAAGCUGCAGAUGGCACUGGAGCAGGUGCUGGAGAUGAGAAAUGACUUGGUGACACAGGAGGAGGACUCUCUCGUGGAGGGCGUUGCCUCCCUUAAUACUGUGGUGUCCGAGACCUUUGUACGUUUCUUUGUGGAGAUAGCUGGCCACUACUCCCUCUACAUGGCUUCCAGUGAGAAGGACGAGAGGAUCUUCCUGGGAGAGACCUUUCGCAAGUCCAUUGCCUCCAAGAGUAUUCGCCGCUUCCUGGAGGUGUUCAUGGAGACGCAGAUGUUCGGGGGGUUCAUUCAGGAUCGAGAGCUGAGGAAGCUCGGGGUCAGAGGUUUAUUUGAGCUUCGAGCCCAGGACUACCUUGAAGCACUCACUGGGGGUGAACAAAGAGGCAUGAACCGAUUUCUCAGAGGGCUAGGCAGCAAAAUGAAAUUCCUCCACAAGAAGUAAACGCCUUUGGGAAAGCAUCGCAGAAGCAAAGGCGGCUGGGAGCAGCAGCGCGGUUACUUUUUCUCCAAUCAGUGGUUCUUGGCGAGGCAUCGGUACACACGAGGAGGCUACAAGAAGGAAUGAGGCAGUCCUGAGGGCAAUGGACCCGCUCCAGCCGCUCUCUGUCGUCUAGACUCGUCUAAAGUCUGCGUGUCUCUGACCUCAUUUGCUGCACCCGACCCCCAACACGUUCCCUGCAGGAGGGAGCGGAACCAGGGGAGGAGGAAGCGUCCGUCACUGGAGACGGGCCUUUUAUUUUUGAGAGAAGAAAGUGCCGGACAAUGAAGGAGAGAAGAGAUAAAGGAGAAAGUUUGUAAAUGUGUGAAUACGAGAUGGCAUGACUGUCAUUUUUGGCGAUGUACGUCGCAGUGUACAAAAAAGUUAUCCGCGCACAAGGAGCUGGCUUACAGCAGUCUGAACCCCAAAUACCAAUGGAUACUUUGUCUACAGCAGGCACCACCACUUCACCCGUGGACAUGGGCUUCUCCCAACCAGACAUCCCAUGUUGUGUCUAGCAUUGCCUGACGAGUGAGAGCUCGGGUACACUUACCAGGGCCGGCAUGUUGCCGUGCUUGCCCUUCAGCCCAUCCGAUGGGAAUGUGAAAUAAGAGGCGGUACUAUAACAAAA
Molecule: messenger RNA, 4273 nt
Organism: Amblyraja radiata (thorny skate)
Lineage: Eukaryota; Metazoa; Chordata; Chondrichthyes; Rajiformes; Rajidae
Product: DENN domain-containing protein 2A
Exons: 21
Coding region: 217-3606 (1129 amino acids)
Biological process (GO): retrograde transport, endosome to Golgi
Cellular component (GO): actin cytoskeleton
Source: RefSeq, a predicted model, not a curated record